GGGGACCUGAGCAGCCCUGCAUGGAGCCCCAGCCCCGGCCCCCAUGUCUGCCCUGCUGACCCUCUGUGCGCUGCUGCUGCCCCUGGGGACCCCUGGCCGAGGCGCCCAACCCUGGGAGCCCUGCACGGACCUGCGCCCUCUGGACAUCCUGGCAGAGGCGUUGCCCAUGCACGGCGCCCCACACGCUGUCCGGAUGCUGCAGGACCAGGGGGUCCGAGGACUGCAGCUGGUGGCCGGCGCGCCACAUGCCCUGAGCUUCCCGGCCUCGAAGAUCUUCUCCAGGUGCCACUUCUUCCCCGAGGAGUUCUCCAUCGUCGCCACCCUGAAGGCGCCCCGCCUGCCGCCCAAGAAGAACGAGUACCUGCUCACGGUGCUGUCUGAAGAGCAGGACUCGCUGCUGCUGGGCGUCCGCUUCUCGCCCAGCCAGCUGCACUUCUUGUUCCUGAGCGAGGACUCUGCCGGCACCUGGCAGACGCGCGUGUCUUUCCGCAGCGCGGCUCUCGCCGAUGGCCGCUGGCACACGCUGGUGCUGGCCGUGUCUGCGGGCUCUUUCUCGCUGGCCGCCGACUGUGGCCCGGCCCUCGACAUAACAGCCGACGUGCCCUUCCCAGCCGCCCUGUCAGUGAGAGGUGCCCGCUUCUUCGUUGGCAGCCGCAGGAGAGCCAAAGGCCUGUUCACGGGCCUGCUGCGGCAGCUGGUGCUGCUACCUGGUGCUGAUGCGGGCCCCAGGGUGUGCCCAUGCCCAGCCGCAGAACUCGCGGUCCUCUCCCUGCCCCCAGUUCUACAGAGGCCUGGGAGCCCUGAAGAUAACGAGGUGCUGGAGCCCCAUUAUGAAACGCAGCUCAAAGUGACGCUGGGGUCCCGGCCACCCUGCACUAAGGCCGAGGCCGCCCAGCUGUGGCUGGACGCGGGUCGCCAGAGGCUGUACCUGUGCGCCGGCCACCAGUGGGUCUCCGUGCUAGCAGCCAAGGAGCGGCUGGACUACGUGGAGGAGCACCAGAGCCUGCUGACUGGCGCCGAGACGCUGGGCGUGGAGGUCUUCGCUAUCCCCGGGGCAGGGCUUUUCGUGGCCACGGCCAACCGCAGGGCCACGUCGGCCAUUUACAAGUGGACGGAUGGCAAGUUCGCGUCCUACCAGCGCAUCCGCACCCACCAGGCCCAGUCCUGGCGGUACUUCACCAUCGGGGAGCAGGCCUUCCUGGCCGUGGCCAACUUGGAGCCCAACAAGAAGGGCCAAGAGUUCUCGGUCAUCUACAAGUGGAGCCGGACGAGGCUGCGGUUCACCCCGUACCAGCGGGUGCCCACCCACAGCGCCCGCGACUGGGAGGCCUUCCAGCUGGCCGGGGAGCACUUCCUGGCCGUGGCCAACCACCGAGAAGGUGACAACCACAACAUCGACAGCGUCAUCUACAAGUGGAACCCGAGGACGCGGCUCUUUGAGGCCAACCAGACCAUCGCUACGUCGGGUGCCUACGACUGGGAGUUCUUCACCGUGGGGCCCUACUCCUUCCUGGCCGUGGCCAACGCCUUCAACGGCACCUCCACGCGGCUGCACUCCCACCUCUACGUGUGGCUGCUCGGCGCCUUCCGCCUCUUCCAGUCCUUCCUGACUUUCGGAGCCGCCGACUGGGAGGUCUUCCGCAUUGAGGAGCGGGUUUUCCUGGCUGUGGCCAACAGCCACAGCUACACAGUGGACGCUGAGGCCCGCAGCGACUCCUACAUCCUCAACUCGGUCAUCUAUGAGCUGAACGUCACGGCCCAGACCUUCGUCACCUUCCAGGAGAUCCCCACGUGCAGUGCUUUGGACUGGGAGUUUUUCUCUGUGGGUGAGGACCACUUCCUGGUGGUGGCCAACUCCUUCGAUGGCCGCAGCUUCUCGGUGGACAGCGUCAUUUACAGGUGGCAGGGGUACGAGGGCUUUGUGCCGGCGCACAGCCUGCCCACGUUCGGCUGCAGGGACUGGGAGGCCUUCCGCACAGCUGCCGGCUCGUACCUCGUCUACUCCAGCGCGAAGGAGCCCCUGUCCCGGGUGCUGCGGCUCAGGAUGCGCUGA
Molecule: messenger RNA, 2053 nt
Organism: Suncus etruscus (white-toothed pygmy shrew)
Lineage: Eukaryota; Metazoa; Chordata; Mammalia; Eulipotyphla; Soricidae
Gene: TSPEAR
Product: thrombospondin type laminin G domain and EAR repeats
Exons: 12
Coding region: 44-2053 (669 amino acids)
Biological process (GO): signal transduction
Source: RefSeq, a predicted model, not a curated record